Messenger RNA from Solea senegalensis (Senegalese sole), 4596 nucleotides. RefSeq names its product EMAP like 1 (gene eml1). Gene Ontology annotation, biological process: microtubule cytoskeleton organization. The coding region runs from base 586 to 3060 and encodes 824 amino acids. Gene Ontology annotation, cellular component: mitotic spindle. The transcript has 23 exons. Gene Ontology annotation, molecular function: microtubule binding. The record is from RefSeq and is a predicted model, not a curated record. Lineage: Eukaryota; Metazoa; Chordata; Actinopteri; Pleuronectiformes; Soleidae.
UAAUACACAUAAACACACACACACACACACACACACACAGUAAACAGCCUUCGCCACAGUCUGCCUGCGCGCGCUCUUCGCUCCAGUCCUCUUUAAGCUGUGUUUUCUUUCCUCUCUGCUGCUGCUAAUGCUGCUAAUGCUGGUGUUCAGAGAGAGCUUACGAUACACAGUUUCCUCUGCUGAAGACACAAGAAGGGAGGACGAGAGGACGAGAGGAGGAGGAGAGAGGAGAGAGGGAGGAGAGGACAAGUUCAGGAGCAGCCUCUCAACUCUCUGUCGGCGCGGUCGUUCCUCAUCAGGAAGUGUCUCUCUGCUGUAGUUCAAGGACUACAAGGACUUUUAUUUUGGUGAAGAGGAGAAGAAGUGUACGUUACGUUCACGUGACAUAAUCCGAGUGAAUGGGUUGCCAUGGUGACUCACCCAGGGAGCCUGACCCGCGCGGAGUGAAUGGAGGGAGAGUCCUGGACGCCAAGUGAAGGAUAAACUAACCGAGAGGGGAGUCACCACAGAGAGAAACACACAGAUAGAGAGGGAGAGAGAGAGAGAGGAGAUUAAAGGAGUGGUGGACAACAGAGAGGACACAGAAUGGAGGACGGCUUCUCCAGCUACAGCAGCCUGUAUGACACCUCCUCACUGCUUCAGUUCUGCAACGAUGACAGUGCGUCAGCGGCCAGCAGUAUGGAGGUGACCGACCGCAUCGCCUCCCUGGAGCAGAGGGUCCAGAUGCAGGAGGACGAGAUUCAGCUGCUGAAGUCCGCUCUGGCCGACGUGGUCCGCAGGCUCAACCAGUCUGAGGAGCAGCAGGCCAUGGGGUCACGCAGAGGACCGACCAAAGCCAGGCCAAUGAUCGCCACCCUGCCAUUACGGCCCACAGUGAACAACGGGACCGUCCUACCAAAGAAAGGCAGUGGCACGCUGCCGUCCCCGUCUGGAUCUGGGUCCAGAAAGGACACCAGCAACACGGCCAACAGGAGCACCGUGAGGAGAGCCAACUCUAACGAACACGUGGGAACUCUUACGCGGAAAGAUUCGGGCGACUCCAAGGUCAACAGAACUCGCGCCGGAUCCACGGGGAGCAACUCCAGCGGCAAAAGAAGCGACAGCAGCAAACAGAGGGACCCAGUGUUUAAUGCAGGGAUGCGACGUGUGACCCACUGCAAAGAGGAAGGUUAUGUGAAAAUGUAUUUGAAGGGUCGUCCCGUCACCAUGUUCAUGCCCAAAGACCAAGUGGAAGGCUACUGCCUGGAGGCCAGAGCCGAGCUGCCCGGCAACAAACUCAAGCUGGACUGGGUCUAUGGUUACCGAGGUCGAGACUGUCGCUCCAACCUUUACCUGCUGCCCACGGGAGAAACUGUGUAUUUCAUCGCCUCGGUGGUCGUCCUGUUCAAUGUGGACGAGCAGCUGCAGAGACACUACACUGGACACACGGACGACAUCAAAUGCCUGGCCGUCCACCCUGACAAGAUCACCAUAGCAACCGGGCAAGUGGCGGGCACCUCUUCAGAUGGGAAACAUCUGGCUCCUCAUGUCCGUGUGUGGGACUCAGUCAGCCUCAACACCCUCCAUAUUCUGGGCUCGGGCUUCUUUGACCGAGGCCUGAUCUGCCUGUCUUUCUCCAAGUCGAAUGGAGGAAACACGCUGUGUGUGGUCGACGACUCCAACGAUCACGUGCUCUCUGUUUGGGACUGGCAGCGAGAGGACCGACAAGCCGAGGUCAAGUGUUCCAACGAGUCGGUGUUCGCUGCAGAGUUUCACCCGACGGACAGUAACGUCAUCGUCACCUGCGGGAAGUCACAUCUCUGUUUCUGGAGCCUGGACAAAGGCAGUCUGGUCAAAAAGCAGGGGCUGUUCGAGAAACAGGAGAAGCCCAAGUUUGUGCUGUGUGUGACCUUUGCGGAAAGUGGAGAUGCUAUAACUGGAGACUCCAGUGGGAACAUUGUGGUGUGGGGAAAAGGCACUAAUCGCAUCAGCCACGUCAUCCAAGGAGCUCAUGAGGGCAGCAUCUUUGCUCUGUGCAUGCUGAGGAACGGCACGCUGCUGUCCGGGGGGAAAGACCGCAGGCUUGUUUCCUGGGACAGCGCUUACCAACAGAUACAGACAGUGGAGGUACCCGAGUUGUUUGGUCCCAUCAGGACCAUCGCAGAGGGCCGAGGGGAGACGAUGCUCAUCGGAACCACCAAGAACUUUGUCUUGCAAGGAAACCUGGACGGAGAAUUCAUGCCCAUUACACAGGGUCACACUGACGAGCUGUGGGGUCUAGCAGUUCAUCCCUGCAAGCCUCAGUUCCUCACCUGCGGACACGACAGGCAGGUCAGCCUGUGGCACUCGAGCACCCAUCAGCACAUCUGGACUAAGAACUUGGAGGAUGCCGCCCAAUCAGCCGGCUUCCAUCCAACCGGAGCCGUGGUUGCCAUAGGAACCCAGACUGGCAGGUGGCUGGUGCUGGACACAGACUCCAAGGAUUUAGUGACGAUGCACACAGACGGGAACGAGCAGCUGUCUGCCAUGUGCUACAGCCCAGACGGUAACUUCCUGGCCAUCGGCUCCCACGACAACUACAUCUAUAUCUACGCGGUGACGGAAAACGGGAGGAAGUACAGUCGAGUGGGGAAGUGCUCGGGUCACUCGAGUUUCAUCACGCACCUGGACUGGUCGGUAGAUUCCCAGUAUCUGGUGUCAAAUUCAGGAGACUACGAGAUCCUGUACUGGAUCCCGUCAGUGUGCAAACAGGUAGUGAGCGUGGAAGCCACCAGAGAUAUCGAGUGGGCCACUUAUACCUGCACUCUGGGUUUCCAUGUGUUUGGCUUGUGGCCCGACGGCUCAGACGGCACCGACAUCAACGCUGCCUGUCGCUCCUGUGACAAGAGCCUCCUGGUGACUGGAGACGACUUUGGGAAGGUCCACCUGUUCUCGUACCCGUGUUCUCAGUUCAGGGCUCCGAGCCAUGUCUACAGUGGUCACAGCAGUCACGUGACCAACGUCACCUUCCUGCACGACGACAGCUACCUGGUGUCGACAGGAGGGAAGGACAUGAGCGUGAUGCAGUGGAGGAUAGUGUGAGCGAGGAGGACGCAGAGACACAUCAGCUGAAAUGAAAGUGAACUGCACUUAACUGAACCCAAACCAAACCAAACGUAGACUAACUCAGAUGAAGUGGGUCUGACUGAACUGAGAGAAGAGGAAGUCGUUGUCCUGAGGUGGAUCUUCCAGAUCUGCUCUCACAUCCCAAAUCAGACAAAGUGGUUUGUAGAGGUGUAAUAUUUCAUCUUUCUUUUUUCUUUGUUUACACUACAUGUAAAAAAACAAACAAAGAAGUUGUUUAUCUCUCAUGCACUGUAGCCCAAGAGUCGCCAACGACACGGAUCAAACUCCACGAAACAGAACCAAAGGCUGUGACUCCCUGACUUUCGUUAGUACAACCUAGCUUUCACUGUUGUUGCAGUAUGUCGUGCACUCCUCCUGCUGCGGAUAACAGACUAACCAAUUACUCUUCCAAGACGGAAUAUCAUCGAGCUGAAGAUCAAAGAGCAUCGGGGCAAAAACUGUGUGCGGGAAAGAGAGAACUUAGUUAAACUUUCUCUUAUUUUGUAUUUAGCAACUCAGGAAUGUGGCAGUGAAGCAGGAGCCUAACACUGACGCGUCGGACAAAACGGAAAAAAAACCUAGAUUUAACUCACAUUCGCUAAAUGUGUAUUAAAACCACCAAUUUGGUGGAUCUUGAUGCAUCCCAGCAACACUACAUGUCAUAUGUGAUGAUAACCAUUAUUUGAUUUAUUCUUUUCUAAGGGGGAAAUUAUUAAAAUGAUUAAAAAGCUACAUUCUGUGCAUCCAAAAUUAGGAUUUGAACAAUUUCCACAAAUAUUUGUGCUUCCUGGUCUUAAAAAAAGGACUCUUUGUCUGUUAUUUAUUAAUCACUGCCAAAUAGCAGUUUCCACCUGUUUCCACCAUUCCUCGACGUGCACACGUACAGAAAGAGCCUGAAGCAGAUGUUUGAAACUAUUUUUCAUCUAACUAUAACCCUGUUAACUAUCUUUUAACAGGGUUAUUUUUUUCAUUGACAUGAAGCCUUUUCAGAUCAGCUUAUGAAGUUAGAAAGAUGAGACCGUUACACUGUUAACUGUCCUCACCAUCGGUCACCGAGCAACAAGGUGCUCCAUUGGACUGAAGGCUCUUGAGGUGGCAAACAAACGCCAUUUUUCUUAAAAUACACGCACGCGGUGGACCACUGGGUCCCAUCUCUCGUCUCACAUUCCUUGUCUGAAAUACUCACACGCUGCAUGAAUCUUUUUUGUUACUUUCGAGUGAUGUGUAAAUUCGGGGUCGAGUAGAUUUCAGUGCGACUGCCGAUAUGAGCCACUGUGUUGUGUUGGACUCCAGAUGAGCGUCUGCAGAGUGAACGUAACGUGAUUUGUCUCGACGUUAAUCCCUCGCGGCUGCGGAGGGGGAAAUAAAAAAAGGAAAUCCCUGGACUCUUAACAUUUGACUGAAAGUAAACGCCACGUUAAAUUCUCAUCCACACUGUGUCUCAUAUCUUUAGUUUUGUUUUUUCUGUCACUUGUUAUUUUAAAUUGAAGUAAAAGUCCCUAACACGUGUCA